GAUGAUGAGCAGCAAUACGAAGAUACGGCUUAUGGCAAUGAAGAGAUAGGACCGCAUACGGAUGGUACAUAUUUUGAGGCGACUCCUGGAAUUCAAGUAUUUCACUGCUUGAAGCCGGCGACAAAGGGUGGCGGUGAGACGAUUUUGGUUGAUGGUUUCGCAGUUGCUGAGCAAAUUCGAUCGCAAAACGUCGCAGAUUUUGAUUUGUUGACAACAGCACCAAUUGAGCAUCAUUACGUCGAAGGUGGAAGCAGUCCAUCGAAUGCGAAAAUUUAUUCAUGCUGCUCUAAUAAACCAGUUAUUGAGAUCGACCAUGAAGGAAUGCUCAAACAAAUAAGAUAUAAUCCAUACGAUCGAGCACCAAUGAGGAUCACAUCAACUGAUGAUAUAAUCAGAUUCUAUAAGGCUUAUGAGCGAUUAUCGAAGUUGGUAAAUGAUACUAAAAAUCAACUCGAAAUAUCUUUGAAACCCGGAAACGUGAUUUUUAUCGAUAAUUUUCGAGUACUUCAUGCGCGAAAAGCGUUUCAGACGUUUGAUGUUUGCAAAUGCGACUUAGAAAAGCUUGAGACAGAACCUGAGGAGCUAUCGAUCCGUUCACUGUUCAUUUGA
This is a messenger RNA of Anisakis simplex (herring worm), 609 nucleotides long. The record is from the annotation of a GenBank genome assembly. Lineage: Eukaryota; Metazoa; Nematoda; Chromadorea; Rhabditida; Anisakidae.